ACAAUUGCAUAACCUCAUGAUCAGUUGCCACAACCAACAUAGCAUCAACAUUGCCAAAUAUACCUCAGCUCAUCAAGUGCACCAUCAUAGCAAGAUUUUCUGGAACAGUGAUAAGCAAAAAUUCGAUAAAACCUUCUGGCAUAUUUGCUUUGGCAACCUCGCACCAACUGACUGGUUUGGAACGUUCUGGAAACGAGGCAACAUUUUGCAUCGACUUGCAGCAGCUACUACAAAGAAUUGUUCUAGACUCCGAACACGAGGCAUUUCUCCGACCACUACAAAUCAAUUCUGCAAAGCCGACUGCCUGUGUUCUCUGUGAAUAAUACCGCAAAC
This is a messenger RNA of Nicrophorus vespilloides, 333 nucleotides long. RefSeq lists its product as uncharacterized. The coding region runs from base 17 to 319 and encodes 100 amino acids. The transcript is spliced from 2 exons. NCBI's taxonomy places the organism in Eukaryota, Metazoa, Arthropoda, Insecta, Coleoptera, Silphidae. The record is from RefSeq and is a predicted model, not a curated record.